Mycetomoellerius zeteki is the source of this 632-nucleotide messenger RNA. RefSeq names its product zinc finger HIT domain-containing protein 3. Gene Ontology annotation, molecular function: protein binding. The record is from RefSeq and is a predicted model, not a curated record. Bases 72 to 503 code for a protein of 143 amino acids. The transcript has 2 exons. NCBI's taxonomy places the organism in Eukaryota, Metazoa, Arthropoda, Insecta, Hymenoptera, Formicidae.
UAAAUACAUUCGUGACACGUGCUCCGAUAUUUUUACAUAUUAAAUAGCGUACUUUCUGAAGUAAUUAAGUCAUGACACUUAGAAAUUGUUGUGUCUGCAGAAAGCAUGAUGCACUUUACAAAUGUCCGACGUGCAGGGAAUUUUAUCAAGUUUCAUUUACUGUUUCAUUUACUUUUUAUUGCAAAGAGCAUAAGACUCAAUACUGCAAGCCUCCAAUAUUAUCUGAGGCAUCCAAGGAUCAUCAAAGCGUCAAUCAAAGGAAAUACAAUUUUCCAACGGAAGAUACGGUGCCCAUGGAGAAGUUACAGCAGUUGUGCGACAACAAGGAACUGAAACAGUGCCUCCAAUCUUCCCACUUGCGUAAUAUUAUGAAGACAGUUGUGAAUAGUCCAAAUCCAACCGAGGCGAUUGCUUUAGCCAUGAAAAAGGAACCUAUAUUCGUGGAGAUGGCUGAUGCUUGUCUGAAGAUCGUAGAACCACCAGACCAUGCUAAGCCAUGUUAAACUACUUCUGACAAGUGAGUACUUGUAAGUGUAUGUUAUUGUUGCACCAAAUAAGGCUGUGAUAUAUUAAAGACAUAAUUUUUAAUACAACUUGUAAAUAUAUUUUACAAAUUGCAUAAAAAUCUCAAG